AUGGGUUAUUUUAAAGUGAAGGUCUACCAUGGAGGAUGGUUUACUUAUAAGAACGGUCCAUUAGAGUACAUGGGUGGAGAAACAACAGUGAUAGAAGAGAUUGAUGGUGAUUGGUGGUCUGUAUUUGAAGCCUAUGCUGAGCUAAAGCAACUUGGUUACGUCGAGGAGAAUAUCCCAUCGUUGUGGUUCAAGGAUCUAGCAGAUGAAGACAUGGAGAAAAAUCUGAAAUUAUUUAAAACUGAUGCAGAUUCCAUUGACAUGUGUCGAAUAGCAGAGUUGAGAGACCAUGUAGAGUUGUAUGUUGUCCAUAAGGUUCAGGACGAAGAGGUGUUUCCUGAUGCUGGCUACAUUGAUGUUAGGGAGAAAGAUGGGAUGGGUGACAUUAGUGAGGGGCAAGAGCUGGUUCUGUAUGGUGGAGUAGAUGAGGGGCAAAACCAAUCUGAACCAGUUGCUGCUUACUCUGGGGCAGAGGACGACAAUGAAGUUGAGUAUGGUAACUCUAGUGACAGUGACAGUCUCGAUUCAGAGUAUAAACCAUCUGGAGAAGAGGAUGAUAGUGAAGAUGAUGUGCACUUUACUGAUAGUGAUGAUGAGCUUGAUCCUGAGGGAAGAAAUGAGGACUUUGAAGAUGAUGAGGGAGAAAACAGUGAUGACUUAGAGGAGGAUCACCAGGUUGGGGCUGAUGGGUUUGAUUCGGAGCAUGACGGUUUGAGGUUUCCAGUUCACAAGCUUCAAAAAGAUAUGGGACAAUACAAAUGGGAAGUUGGCACAGUGUAUGCAUCUCGGGAGGAGUUCAAGGACACUGUAAUUGCUUAUGUUGUGCAUACCGCAAGGGCAAUCAGGUUUAGGAAGUGUGAUUUGCAGAGGGUUAGGGCUGUUUGUUCGGGUGAUUGUCCUUUUUGGGUUUAUGCUGCAAAAAUCAGAGGGUGGGGAUUUUACAUUCGAAGUGGCGGCAAGGCGUUUAAGAAGAAGGUUGAAGCUAAUCUGAAGGUGAAAAUAAGGGAGUUGGUUUCGAAGGCACAGAAAAAGUGGAACUUGACUGUCACUAAGUCAUUGGCAAGUAAGACCAAGCAGAUUGCACUUGAUCAAAUUCAGAGAACCUUCCGAGAGCAGUAUAAAAGGAUUUAUGACUAUGGACAGGAGCUGAUGAGGGCAAAUCCAGGAUCCUCAGUUCGCAUACAAGUGCAGAGGUCCCCAGAUCUUGAUAUUGAAGCACCAGCAUCAUCCAGGACCAGUUACUGUAUCUUUCAGAGGAUCUAUGUGUGCUUGGAAGCAUGCAAGCAGAGCUUCCAGCAUUGCAGGGAUUUCAUUGGCCUAGAUGGCUGCUUUUUGAAGACACCCCUGGGAGGACAAUUGCUCACUGCAAUUGGUUGGGAUUCCAAUGAUCAAAUCCUGCCGAUUGCAUAUGCGGUUGUGGAGGCCGAGACGAAGGACUCAUGGACUUGGUUUCUAAGUCAUCUUGCAUCUGAUGUUGGGCUUGAGAAGAUGGGAAGAGCUACCUUCAUGUCUGACCAACAGAAAGGUUUGUUGCCAGCAUAUGAAGAGGUUAUAACAGGAGUGGAUAAUCGGUUAUGUGUUAGGCACUUGUACAACAACUUCAGGAAAAGGUUUCCAGGGUUACAAUUGAAGAAACUGAUGUGGAAGUGUGCUAAGGAAGCCUAUAGGUACCUAAUUGCUAUCCCUCCUAGGUAUUGGUCUAGAUCUAUGUUCACCUAUAACUCUAAAGUAGAUACAUUGGUUAAUAAUAUGUUUGAGAGCUUUAAUUCUACCAUAGUUGAUGCUAGAGAGAAGCCUAUAGUUACGAUGUUAGAGAAAAUCAGGGUUAAACUAAUGACGAGGUGGGCAGAAAAUAGGAAACUUGCACAGAAUUAUUCAGGGACAAUCUUACCUAGGAUUAGAUUGAGGUUGGAGAAGAGAUCUAGGUCAGCUGGGGAGUGGCGGCCAUACUGGUCUACAGCUCAGAAGUAUGAAGUUGUGAACGGUUUAGACAAGUUUGCGGUAGACUUAGGCUCCCAUGAAUGUUCAUGUAGAAUGUGGAAGAUGAGUGGCAUACCUUGUGUCCAUGCUAUUAGUUGCAUCAAGUUCAAGGGACUAGACUUAGAACCUUUUGUGGAUGGGUGUUAUAAGAAAGAAGCGUACAUGAGGUGCUAUGACUCAAUCAUACAGCCCUUGAAUGGAGUAGAUCUUUGGGAGAGAACAGCACACCCUGAUGUUAUGCCCUCUCCUAUCGAAGGCCUAGUCACAGGCCAAUGA
Molecule: messenger RNA, 2253 nt
Organism: Arachis ipaensis
Lineage: Eukaryota; Viridiplantae; Streptophyta; Magnoliopsida; Fabales; Fabaceae
Source: RefSeq, a predicted model, not a curated record